AUAUAUAGGACACUAUUUCUAAUAAUAUGUAUCAUCAUUCUUGAAACAUAGUACAUCUUUAAAAACAAAGUACAUAUUUGAAAGAUCCUGACAAUCGAGUGUAAACCACAGUUAGAUGUCAUUCAGGGUAGAAAUAGCCCGUAAGUGAUUAUAAUGGUGUACAACUUGGAUGUGGAUGGUCUGCAAUCCAGAGUGACUCUAGAUGAAGAAAAAGUAACGAUCGAGUCAUUUGGAAACACUCACAAAAGUUACCCGAUUGAUGACGUCAUCGGAUGUGAAGAGGUAGUGACGGGAUGGUUUUGGAGAACUGAGGUCACUCGGGUGUGGCUUAUCGAACAUGGGCCUUCGAAUUCAUUGCUGAAGAGGAGCAUAAUCGUUUCGGGUGACCUAAGGAAACGUUUCCAGCACGAUUUAACAGAAAAGACAACAACAGAAUUUGCAGAAACGAAGCGUCCCAAACGAGUGUUGGUUAUGAUCAACCCAAUUGGCGGCAAUGGUACUGCCAGGAAAGAUUUCGGAGAUAUUGUGGAACCAGUGUUUAGACUUUCAGGGAUAUCUAUGGAUACAAUCUUCUCUGAGCGUUCUGGACACAUGAUUGAAGUUGCUCAAACUUAUGACUUUACCGGCAUUGAUGGGAUCGUUUUACUUGGAGGUGAUGGGACAUACCACGAAGUGGUCGAUGUUCUGAUGAAAAGGAAACAGGAGGAACAAGGAGUGGAUAUAAACGAUCCACAAGCAACGCUGUCUCCCUUAAACAUCCCAAUAGCCAUGAUACCAACAGGUAAACCUGCCUUCAACAUCCCAAUAAUCAUGUUACCAACAGGAACCGGAAACGUUGUGGCAGAAAACAACACGGGCAGUAUAGAUAUUUUAACGGCUGCGCUUCAUGUUGUUCAAGGUCGUGUCGUGCCCUCACACCUGAUGGCGCUGUACAGUAACAGAAAACUUCUUGGCUUUUCUGGCGCAGGCACCUUUUAUGGAUUCAUUACGGAUUGUGUAUUUUAUUCCGACAGAAAUUUCCGCUGGCUUGGACGAUCCCGGUACCGCUAUGUUUUUUGGUGGAUGACUAUAUUCAAAUCUCAUAGCCAGCGUGCUUUUAAUGCCAAAAUAACCUAUUACACAUCUGUCACUGAACAACGUAACGUGGAAAACAACGAGACAGAGAUCUUUGUUGGCGACAGAAAAAUAUCUGGAUACAGUUCCUACACGACUGACACGGUUGUUUUCGACCGGAAGUUUUGCAGCAUGAUGUUAAUGAAUGGUAACAGUUUUCAUGACGGUGACGUCAUAGUUGACAUCCCGAGAAUGCUUGUUAACAGAGCAGCAGUGUGUUCCUCCUUUAUGAUCUAUGGCGACACCUCACUCCGAUCUGUGAUGAGGUUCCUCAGACAAUUCAAUAGGAGGAAACCCGUGGAGAUUGUAAAGGAUGAAUUGGAGGCAGUAACCGCCCAAGGGUUCACUGUUGAAAUGACAGACGACCUGCGGGACGAAGACCCGGAAGUAAAGAUGUUGAGACGAAUUAUUCUACUGGAUGGAGAAAUGUACGAACUGAAACGUUCGUCAUUUCAAUUAUGGUACAAACGGGACGUCGUGCAGGUCUUUUCGAGUUAUCUGUGAAGUGGAUGGGUAGAAGUGUUUUUAAAAUGUUCCUGUUCGCACGCAUGACUUGUAUAUUGCGUUGAUUCAUUUCAUGUGAUGUUGCACAAAUAUUCUACAUUCCGUUAGGAAAACAUAAUUAUGAUAUUUCAUAUAUUUGUUAUGAUUCAUAUAGUUUUGCAAUAAACAGUUAACUUGGUUUUACGUA
This is a messenger RNA of Ostrea edulis (European flat oyster), 1804 nucleotides long. RefSeq lists its product as uncharacterized. The transcript has 12 exons. Gene Ontology annotation, molecular function: kinase activity. The record is from RefSeq and is a predicted model, not a curated record. Lineage: Eukaryota; Metazoa; Mollusca; Bivalvia; Ostreida; Ostreidae. Bases 154 to 1617 code for a protein of 487 amino acids.